GCCGCUGCGGGGAUGGGAUCGUCCGAGCCGGAGCCUGGUGUGUUUUUGUCUGCCCGGUGGCGGCGGAGCCUCCAAGCGCGAACGGGAUUUUUUCUGCAAUGACCAUUUCAGAUGACAUCUUCUCUUUCACGGCACCCAUGCCUCGAAACACCUCCAAGGUGUUCUGAUUACAGCUGGACUCCGAAUGAAUCGACCUGAACCAUUUUAAGUCUUGCCAUGGCAGAGGGGAAUCGGAGGUACCAGGCUCGAUGGUACCAAACAGUCCAGAAGAGGUUGCCGGUGCUACGAUGGCUUCCCAAAUAUUCUCUGCAGUGGCUGCAGCUCGAUAUAAUUGCUGGACUCACGGUGGGACUGACUGUCGUGCCGCAGGCUCUGGCCUAUGCCGAGGUAGCUGGCCUUCCAAUGCAGUAUGGCCUCUAUUCCUCCUUCAUGGGCUGCUUCGUCUAUUGUCUGUUGGGGACCGCAAAGGACGUGACACUGGGCCCUACAGCGAUCUUGUCUCUACUGGUCUCUUCCUAUGCAUUUCAUGACCCUGUUUAUGCCAUCCUGCUUACGUUCCUGUCUGGCUGCAUCCAGUUAGUUAUGGGGCUCCUACAUCUCGGUUUCCUCCUAGACUUCAUCUCCUAUCCUGUUAUCAGAGGGUUUACUUCUGCUGCUGCAGUCACCAUUGGCUUCAACCAAGUCAAGGCACUCCUGGGCCUGCAGAAUAUCCCACGGCAGUUUUUCCUGCAGGUGUAUUACACCUUCUCCAGAAUUGGAGAGACAAGAACAGGGGAUGCUGUUCUUGGGCUGAUCUGCCUGAUCGUGCUUACAGGACUUCAACAAAUGAAAAACCGCAUUCCCACGGUGUACUGUAUGGAGAGGUUCUCUGUCAAGAUCAGCAAGCUUAUUGUCUGGGCAACAGCAACAGCCCGUAAUGCUCUGGUGGUCCUGUUUGCUGGUUUGGUGGCAUACUCCUUCCAAGUGACAGGCUCUCAGCCUUUCACCCUCACAGGGACAAUGCCCCAGGGACUCCCCCCCUUCCAGCCACCACCAUUUUCCAAGGUGACACCCAACAAGACAGUCCACUUUGGAGAGAUGGUGCAGGCAAUGGGAGCUGGCUUGGCUGUGGUACCACUCAUGGGGCUACUGGAGACAGUUGCUAUCGCCAAGGCAUUUGCUUCUCAGAAUAACUACCAAAUUGACCCCAAUCAGGAGCUAUUAGCCAUGGGUUUCACCAAUCUGUGUGGAUCCUUUGUCUCAUCCUAUCCCGUCACAGGUAGCUUUGGCCGGACAGCAGUGAAUGCCCAGACAGGAGUAUGCAGUCCUGCGGGGGGAAUAAUCACAGGGUCUCUGGUGCUGCUGUCUCUGGCUUACCUUACUUCUCUCUUCUACUACAUCCCAAAGUCUGCUCUGGCGGCUGUCAUUAUCUGUGCCGUGGCUCCUAUGUUUGACGCCAGGAUCUUCCACACAUUAUGGCAGGUUAAAAGGCUGGACCUGGUGCCAUUGUGUGUGACGUUCUUGCUCUGCUUCUGGGAGGUGCAGUAUGGCAUUGUGGCAGGUGUGCUGGCCUCGGGCAUUCUUCUGCUCUACCCCAUUGCCAGGCCACCGAUAAAGGUCUCCAAGCAUGAGACAAUAAUCCUACAGCCAGCCAGCGGCCUUUAUUUCCCAGCCAUUGAGUUCCUCCGUGACACUGUGAACAAACAAGCUCUGUCAGCACCUUCACUGCGCACUGUCAUCCUGGACUGUACCCAUGUCAACAGCAUUGACUAUACGGUGGUGAUUGGCCUGACAGAGCUACUUCGGGAAUUCCGGAGCAGGAGAAUCUCUUUGAUCUUCAUUAGCAUGCAGGCUCACGUUCUCCAAAUCUUGCAGGCUGCUGAUCUGGAAGGAUUCUAUAAUUUUAAAAGCCUGGAGGAUGCAGAGAAGAGCUGUGAAGAGGAACUGUGCAGAAUCAAUGAAGUUUUGUUGGAUGGCAGCGACAGCAUACUGCCAACCUCUGGGAUUAUCCAGUGAGGACCCAGAACUGUUAACACCUAUGUACAAAUUCCCAAACGGAGCAUGGAGAUGGGUUUUAUGUACCCUGUUGAUCCGUACUGUUAAAAUGUGCACUUUAAGGCAUCAUGCUGAAAUUCAGCAGUAGUAUACCAGCUUGGAUGGUUAACUGUGAAGGAUGAAGAUCUCUUCAAGAAAUGAAGAUGCAGUUUGUUCAAAAGUCACCUAAUGGUUCCGGAUGCAAGGGAACCCGACGUGCCACCGUUCUGGGAUAGCAGUGCCUCCGGUUGGAAGCCUUAUGGUGUCCCCUUGGUGCCUAUAAUUUAUUUCUAAAAUCCAUUGCACUCCAGUAAUUAUUAUUAAGGGAACACUAAUCCAGAAAGGGAAUUAAGAGAAUAAAUUUACUCUUUUUGAAAUAAAUGAUGGAAAUAAUGUAGGAUGAAUAAGAGUAAUGCCAGUUGGCUAGCUUCAGUAUUUUGCUUUGGAAACAUUUUGUUGUAUACUGAUGUUGUAUAUUUUGUUUGGAGGUCAGCCAAAACCAAAGUCAUGUUUCCGUGUCCCAAGUCAAUAGAGCUGCCUCUUUCCAGAUAUCACUUCUAAGCUACUCCCCAGUUGUUCACACACUUCUGCAGUUGUUGCACACCGUUGAUACCUGUCUAGAUGGACCAAAGCAGGGCUUUUUUUCAGGGGGAAUGUGGUGGAACGGAGUUCCAGCACCUCUUGAAAAUAAUAUUUCAGAGAAACCCAAGUGUUUCUUCAUUUUCCUCUUGAGAGUUCCGGCACCUCUUUUCCCAGAAAAAAAAACUCUGGACCAAAGUAUCUCUUGCUCUAUUGGGCAUGAUUAGAAUUUGACUGGGAGUAUAGAAGUAUAUUUGUAUAGAAGUAUACAGGGCUUUUUUUCUGGGAAAAGAGGUUGUGGA
Molecule: messenger RNA, 2894 nt
Organism: Eublepharis macularius
Lineage: Eukaryota; Metazoa; Chordata; Lepidosauria; Squamata; Eublepharidae
Gene: SLC26A11
Product: solute carrier family 26 member 11
Exons: 17
Coding region: 217-1995 (592 amino acids)
Biological process (GO): transmembrane transport
Cellular component (GO): membrane
Molecular function (GO): sulfate transmembrane transporter activity
Source: RefSeq, a predicted model, not a curated record